AUGUCUACCCGACCGCGCCAAAGGCGCACACGCUUCAUCAGUGGGAGCACGUUGGAUGAAACCGCUUGUCGAACAAAGAAAAUACAUAUGGGUUCAGUGAAUCAAUCCAAGUCUCAGUGUAACGAGCAACAUACUUCUUUGCCUUCUUCACCAAAUUCUCCUUUUCUGGAUUCUGCAAACAUGCUGUUCCACAAUUCGGAAAUUGGUUUAAACACUUAUGUUACCCAAAAAGACAUUCCUGCCGAUCGUUCUGACGCAGUUGAAGAUGAAAAUUCGUUCGCAUCAAGCAUGUUCUCUGAAAAGCUUGUACAGCCUGAAUUAAAUUUAGUUGCUGAACCUUCAUCAGCAAGUGAACAUGAGUCAUUAAAGCAUAAAAACCCACCUAUUACGAAUAAGAGACUAUUAGGUUCUCAUUCAAGCACUAUACUCGAUGCUGAAUCCGACGUUAACUUAGAUGGAAUUUUGAUGCAAGGUGAGAGGAUGGUCUUAACACCAACCCCAGUGGCGGCGGACGAUGCAGGUAGCUCAGAGGGUGAGUAUGAAAAUGAAAGUCGAGAGCCAUCUCUACAUCAACCCAACUCUUCAAUUCAUCACAUGGCAAACCAAUCUGGCUUGGUCAGUGUUUCGUGCAGCCGAACUUUGGAACUCUUGGAAUCUGAAUCACAGGAAAGUAUGUAUUCCAGUUCAGCUAAAGUUUCAGUUUUUGAUUCCAUAUCUCCUGAGUCAAAAGAUGGUGGUUCUGAUAGGUCUGGUAAUCUGCUGACACGUAAACCUAAUGGAUUUGUGGAGUCGCCAACACCAAGUCGUUUCGUCGCAUUGGUAAACUGUAGUCCUCCACAUCAAAUUCAUUCCAGUCAAAAGUUGCACAAACCUGUUGACCGUCUUCAAACUGCCUCUUGCUUUGUUAAGUCUAAUAAAAGCAAUGUUGAUUACUGUGGCUACUCUUGUAAUGAUGAUGUGAUUUCUGCGGCCUGUAAUUCACAAUGCUCUCACAGAUUUACAGAUCGUAGUUAUAGUGAAAAAGAAGUGGAAAUAAGACAAGCAGUUUCUUGUAGUACUACAGAUCAACUUUCACAGCAUGAUUUCAAUCCAGCUUUAAACUUGGGCGAGUUUUCUCGAGAAGCUCAACAUGAUGAACCUGUUAUAAACUCCGACUCAUUGCUGUCUUCAACGUCCAACACAAAUGGUAUCAGCAACAACUUCCUUUCAGAUAGAUACCAAUUCGUACAAAAAUCAGAAGCGAUAUUUACAAAGCAUAUUUCUUCUUUUACUCCCGGUAAUGUUUUCAUCAUCACUAUUCCUUCUUCACCUUCUUCGGAAAACCCAACCACAUGUGAUCGAAAGUGCGACAAUUCCGAAAAGAGUACGUACAGCAACCCUACACCUCAUUGUAUAAAUGAUAGUCACAAUCCAGAAGUUGAAGGUCACAGCUAUCCACUUCGAUCCCGUUUAAGACAGGCGUUUCUCCGAUUGCAGUGGCAGGCAAUGCAAGUGGCACCAAAGUCAUUCGGACAGUUACCUACAGAAGUUGUGUUUCGUAUAAUUCAUUAUUUGAGUAUACAAGAUGUAUUUCGUCUUCAGCGGGUUAACCAUAGAUUCAAAGCGAUCAUCGAGCAGUACCUGCUACUGGUUAAGCGUAUUAAUUUUAGCAAUGGUCUUCCGUUCGCGUUUUUGCCAGAGUCAAUCACUGAUGUAGCUUUGAAACGUAUGCUAAGCCGGACACCUGAGGUCACACAUAUCCUUGGUUUUAUCCCCGAAAAAUAG
Heterobilharzia americana is the source of this 1764-nucleotide messenger RNA. The record is from the annotation of a GenBank genome assembly. Lineage: Eukaryota; Metazoa; Platyhelminthes; Trematoda; Strigeidida; Schistosomatidae.